Messenger RNA from Bactrocera dorsalis (oriental fruit fly), 2070 nucleotides. Its product is annotated as LHFPL tetraspan subfamily member 2a protein. The record is from RefSeq and is a predicted model, not a curated record. Lineage: Eukaryota; Metazoa; Arthropoda; Insecta; Diptera; Tephritidae. Bases 661 to 1386 code for a protein of 241 amino acids. The transcript has 4 exons. Gene Ontology annotation, cellular component: membrane.
UUGGUGGCUGACCGGCUCGUAUGUUCUGCCGCAUGGAAGUUCGCUGCCACUCCAGUGCCUCCACCAGCUAUUCGACAUUGCGUGUAUUGACGAUGCGCCAAGAAAGCGCAAGCAAUUUCAGUCAACUCAUAGCGCUCAAUGUGGCAGCAACAACUUUGUUGAGCUUUCCGUUCUCUACGCUUUAGUCAAAAUCGUCGAUCCAAUACUCGUACAAAGACGAAGUUUCGCGUUGGCGUUGCUCUUAUUUUGUUGUUUUUCUUUUUCGUUAAUCUCCAUACUGUUGAAUGUGUUCUAUUGUGCUGUGCUGUGGGAUCUGACUGAUUGACUUUUUUGUAUGUAGUUUGGAGCAGCAAGAUUUGCUCCAAAUCGGGCGAUCAGUUGCCGCUGCUCGUUAGUGUUGCAAAGGCGUCAAGUUGGAAACAAAAACAUAAAAUAAGUACGAAUUUCUAAAAAAAAGUUGAAAGUAUAAAAAAGUGUGAAAACAAAAGGAGCUAUAGGAGUGGCAGUGUUGGUGUUAAGGAGCGUUGCUGUACGCACAAGCAAAAUUCAGCGUUCAAAUGCAUUGAGCCCGGUCAGUGGCAAACGCAAGCGGCUCGAAAAGUAUUGGCUGUGGAUUUAAUGACAGCAGUUUUGCAGCAGCUGAAAUAAAAAUAACCGAGUAUGUGUUACGUCAUCAUAACCGGCGGCAGUUUGGUCUGGUUUGUGCUGAGCCUGGUGGCCGACAUGCUAAUCGCGUCAGCGAUAGUCACACCUAAAUGGUUAAUCGGUCCGAAUCCAGCGUUUGUCAGUGUUGGUUCGAGCAUUUCCUCGCGUGUAACAAGCUCUUCCAUUCAAAACGAAACCCAAUUAAUGUUACCAAUACCCACGGUCCGUUAUCCGUCGGUGGGUAUUUACACACGCUGCAAAAUGAUGCACGGCUAUGGUUACCACUGCGGUCCCUUCGAUUUGGAUGGCUUCGCGACUGACAGCAAUGUUUACCCAUCCGCUUGGAAGGCCACGAUGUUCUUCAUGUCGCUGGGCUUCGCUGUGCACUCCAUAACGGUGGCGUUGACGCUGGUAACCUGCUGCCGACAGUCAGCUUUUGGCAAGAGCAUACACAACAUGACGGGUUGUGCACAAGUUGUAUCAGCAAUAAGCAUUAUGUUGGCGCUAUUUCUACAUCCAUUGGCUUGGGGUGCACCGCGUGUGCAGUUGCUAUGUGGCGCUGAUGCUGAGCCGUUCUAUCCAGCGGGUUGUUCUAUUGGUAUUUCCUUCUACUGUGCUGUGGCCGCUGCGGCACUUUGUUUCAUUUGCGCCGGCAUCAGUUUGAAAGCAGAGUCGUCUAAUAUGCGCAUGCGCGUAAAACGGCGAGUUGAAGAGGGCAAUCGUUUGGUGUGCAUUCCAUAGUCCUUUACUAGGCACUAAGACUCUUAGAAUUACUCUAAUAACCUUAAAACCGAUUAUUCGAAUAUGCGCUUUGUAACCGUUCAUAUGAAUAUUUACCAAUUAAUACUAUUCGAAUAGUUGCUCUGCUGUGAAUAUAUGAAAACACGAAAAAUGUUUGAAGUCCAAAUAACCUUUGAUUUUUGCGUGCUUUAUAUUUGUGAAGAUGCCAAUUGUGCGCCUAUUUACUGCAAAUUGUAGAAGUUGAGCGCUUACUAUUUGAAUAGUUGACAACGAACAGUUAACCAGAUAGUCGAAAAUGAACGGUUAAUAGAAUAGUCGAAGAAUAUCCGGAUAAACCGAAUAUUAUUACUCGAUGAAUGCCCUAUCCGGUUAACCUUGGUCGAAUACCAAGAGCUCUACUUAAACUGUAUUUUUAAUUCUCCAAACAGGAAUCGGAAUAUUGCACAUCGAAUUUAUCGAAUAAAAUUACUGUGGUGUAAAUUAUUUAAUCUUUGUACAUUUUAAUAAUAUUAAGUUCCUUUAAUUUAGUAAUUUAGUUUAAACAUUGUAAACUAUCUCUUACACAAACUCAAGUGACAUGUUUUUUGUAUUGACAUACAUAUAUACAUACACACAUACAUAAAUGUACUUACAUUAAAAGCAUCACACGUGUCAUUUAUUUUAAGAUAAACAAAUGUAUAUGCA